Molecule: messenger RNA, 526 nt
Organism: Salpingoeca rosetta
Lineage: Eukaryota; Choanoflagellata; Craspedida; Salpingoecidae
Exons: 6
Coding region: 192-509 (105 amino acids)
Source: RefSeq, a predicted model, not a curated record
AUUCAUUCAACAACAACGACAACGAUGGACAACGACAGCAGUGGUGGUGGUGAAGGUGUCGCUGAUGGUGGUGGUGGUGGUGGCACCAAUUGGUUCUACGCCAUCCUCGGCCAAGUCCUCCAUAUGUUCUAGCAGCUUGGGUGGGUUCAUCGUCGGGGGUGUUGACGCUGCUCUACAUUGGGUACAGGAACAUGAGGCCCAGGAUCCAGCAAGUGAAGCAGAAGCUGACAGAGCUGCCUGAAGUGCACACGGAUGAACAGAAGAUGAUGGCGGCGCGGGCACGGCAGGUGGAGCGCAACCUGCGCCUUGCUGAGGAAGCAGAGCGCCUGCGACAAGAAAAGAAGCGCCAAGAAAAGCUCGAGGACAAGGCAACCAAGAAGCCCCUGCGGCGCCAGUUUGGUGACGAUGAUGCCGGCCCCCGCUCCAACCUUGCUCCGUCACUGCUCGGCCGCGGCGAUGGUGGUGCUCGCCCCCGCUUCCGCCGCCCUCCAGCCCGCAGAGGCGGAUGAGGUUAAAGGACGGCCCG